This is a messenger RNA of Ruditapes philippinarum (Manila clam), 853 nucleotides long. RefSeq names its product EEF1A lysine methyltransferase 2-like. Gene Ontology annotation, biological process: peptidyl-lysine monomethylation; peptidyl-lysine dimethylation. The transcript has 6 exons. Gene Ontology annotation, molecular function: protein-lysine N-methyltransferase activity. Bases 120 to 812 code for a protein of 230 amino acids. NCBI's taxonomy places the organism in Eukaryota, Metazoa, Mollusca, Bivalvia, Venerida, Veneridae. The record is from RefSeq and is a predicted model, not a curated record. Gene Ontology annotation, cellular component: cytoplasm.
UACGCUCGAUUUACUUGAACCAGACCAGCGCCAUCGCAAUACACACAAUUUGUAAACAAAUAUUUCUAAAUGUUUUGAGUGUUAAUUUAAACUAUUAUCAAGUGCUUAAUUUUUUUGAAAUGGCGUCUGAAAAGGAAACUGACACUGAUAGAGAUUUCGAUUCAUCGGAGCUAGGAACAAAAGAAUAUUGGGAUUCUGCGUAUGAGAAAGAGGUAGAAAACUUUGAAGAUAUUGGAGAUGUUGGUGAAAUUUGGUUUGGCGAGGAGACAAUGGAAAAAGUUGUUGAUUGGUUUGAAGAUAAUGAGGAUAUAUGUAAAGAAGAUACCAUUAUUGACCUUGGUUCAGGGAAUGGGAUGAUGUGUAUAGAACUUAGAAAGCGGGGGUUCCUACACCUGACUGGAGUUGACUACUCUGAACUUGCAAUAACACUUUCCAAAUCUGUGGCAAAGUCAGAAGGAUUUGAGGAUAUUGAAUUUGUGGCUGGUGAUUUAAUUACAGAGGAGAGGCUAAACCCAUGUACAUGUUUAACAAGACAAUAUAAACUUGUUCUAGAUAAAGGAACAUAUGAUGCUAUAAGCUUAAUGCCAGGAGAUUCUUUAGUUGCUAGGAAACAAUACUUGAAAACAGUGAAAGAUAUCAUGAGACCGGAGAGCUGGUUUUCUAUAACAUCUUGUAACUGGACAAAAGAUCAACUCUUAGAUUUCUUCAAAGAAGAUUUCCAACUUGUGAAACAGAUACCUUUUCGAACCUUCCAGUUUGGUGGACAAACAGGAAGUACUGUUACCAGCUUAGUGUUUAAACUAAAAACUUAAUAUUUGAACAGGAUUUUGAAAAAUUAAAGUCAAUUGAAAUG